UGUAUGUGAGUGUGAUGAAAGUAUUUGCGCUAAAACGCAGUUCUCCAGCAGCGCUCCUAGAGGGCGCACUCUGACCUCACUUUCUCUCAGACAGUGCUUCAGCUUUACUCGGUGUGUAAAAUCAGCCGGAGACACGCCAGCGGCCUCGUAGAGAAGAGGAAGAGAGGAGGAGAGAAGGAGGAGGAGGAGGAGAGAAGUCCGCUCCGGCGUUUCUGCAGCAUUUGUUUAGUAAACGGGAGGAGGCGCACGGAACAGCGCAUUGGACGCAUUAGGAAAGAGAAUGACGGGACAGCACUGAGAUAUCUCCUUCACUCCGGAAGUUUCUGGCUUUGUGGAUUAUAAUAGGCUCUAAUUACAAUUAUUAGUUCGCGGUAGGCGGAAGACCGGACACACGGAUACGUCUGUGGGCUGUGCUCGGGGUUUAUGGACUUGAACACACUGCGAAACGGAACUGAUUUAGCCUGUUAGGAGUUACACCUUGCGUUAGAUUUGCAACUGUCGCAAAUAGCGUGGUGGAAACUUUGAAACCCACAUACUGACAGAAGACUUAUUGCGCAUGGAUUGUGAUUUAAUAAAAGUGUCGUGAUUAAGAAAACCUCACGGUUGGCAAUGAAGAUCUUUCCCUGUGAGUAAUUUUACUCUAAGAUGCUCUGCGUUCUGCGCAAAAGGAGGCUCAAACUUCUGCGGUAAACGAGCACGGAACGGUGUGACUGUGUGGAAUGGGAGAAGCGGCUCCGGCGCAGGCCACGGCUCCGGGGUUCCCCCCUGUCUUGGGCUCGGUGGGAUCGGGAUCCAUGGCCUCGGUGAGUCCGGUGUCUGUCCACAGCGCUAUAGUGGAGCGGCUGCGCGCGCGGAUCGAGCUGUGCCGCCGCCAUCACUCGGCGUGUGAGAGCCGCUAUGCGCGCGGUCAGGCUGAGAUCUCGGACCGGGAGCGCGAGGCAACGUUGCAGCUGCUCAGUAUUGUACAGCAGGGCGCCGGGAACCGGAGAGGCAAGGAGAGGAGCGCGAGAGGAGGCGCGGCGCACGGGCCGGACGGAGCCAGAGCUAAUGGAGAGCAGAAAAACCGAGAGACCGGGGACGGAGAACCGAGACUGGCAACACGCAUAGCGCUCCAGGGAUCUCUUAGAAGAAAGAUUGAGGGGCAGCCUUCGGGGUACACUGCUAAGCAGAAUGGACACUUCUGUGUGGGCCCAGUGCCAGACUUCAAGCGUCUUCGUAUGGAGACAGGCUCUCUUCAUGCUGGUGCUUGCUCUGUGGAUGCAGGGCAGCCUCAAGGUUUAGCUGGGUCUAUAGGUCUGGGCCAUGUUCCCCGGCGGAAAGACCCCUUCAUGAUGGGUCAAGGUGUAGGCAACGAUAUUUUCAACAUGACUCUCAGAGAUAUGAAGAAAGAACCGAUUGAUGUUCAGACCUGCAGCCAGUCAUCAGCAGAUCCUGCGAUGAUGGUGUUUGACUUUAAAGAUAAGGAUGGAGGACAGAUUGACCCUGAUCUCCAGGAUCUGUUUGAUGAGCUCACCAAGUCAGUACCACCUCUCAAUGAUCUGGAGCUGGAGAAAAUGUUGAAACAAGAUGAUGACUUUGGUUUGGAUCUCGGCCGACCCAGCUCGGCUGGUGCUACCAAUCCCUGCCCUCAUUUAGAUAAACCAAUCAAGACAGAGUACUCAUCUGAUUUUGGCCAAGCACCAGGAAGCUCUCCGCAGCUCAGGCCAGCAUCUGCUGGACCUUCCUUCUCAAUGGCCAACACAACUUUGUCAACUUCUCCCAUUGGGCCUGGGCAAAUGACCCAUAAUCAUGUACCACAGACCACCGGAACAUCGUCAAGGGGACUACCUGCCUGGCAUGAGAUGUCACAUGCUGAGCAGCUAAAGCAAAUGGCGGCAAACCAGCAGCCCAAACAGCAGCCCAACUCUCUCAUCCACCACCAACAACAAAGCCACACUGGAGGAGUGAGGAACUGGUCCUCCACCAUGAGUGGCCACCCCAGUUCCUUUUGUCAGGAAACAAUGUCCAGCACUGGUUUGCUAAGCCAACCAAGAAUUAACUCUCAGGGCACUGGUCAGGGCAAAGGCAUGCCUAACUGUCUCUUUAAGCCCAGUGGUUACAACCCAUCAAAUCCCACCGACAUGAAACCGCUCAACAAUAAACCAAUGCUACAUUUCACCCCUAAAGCAUCAACUUCAACCACAGGCCAACAAAUCCCCCGCAUGGUUGGGUCACAGAGCAAACAGACUACACAGCAGCAGUCUCCAGGAGGUCAAAACACGCAAUUCCAGUUGUCUAUACAAUCAUCCUGUGUACAACCGAAGCCCCUGAGGCCUCCUCUCAGCCAGCAUGGUCCUGGAAUCAGUUAUAAAAUGAACCAACAAAGACAGGGAUUGGCACCAGGGCCACGUUUCUCAGCAAACGGUUGUCUGGUGACCCAGCAGCAGCGUCCGUCUGCACCUAGCACUCAGCAGAUAAACAACGGCAAAGCACAGAGACAGCUAAGCCAACCUCAGCAGCACACCAGUGACACAGAUCAGUUUAACAGGCAUCUAACAAGACCUCCACCUGACUACAAACAACCACAGCAUCCAAACCUUUACCCAGGUCUGACAUCAUCCUCAAUAACCAGUAAUAGCUCAGACCAGAGGGAGAACCAGUCCAUCUCAUGCCAUAUUUCCAAUGGCCAAGGAGUCAAAAUGACGCCCAACUCUGGAGACAGAAUGUUUCCCAGCAGAUCUGAUCAUUCAGAAGUCCAAAACUGUGCAGGCCAACUGCACCAACAGCCUAACAGCCAGAUGCAAAUUGGGAUGCAUCAAAACAAGCCACAGUUCCAGGGAAUUGCCCCUACCACACAGCAUGUAAGAACCGGCGCAAGCCAAGAUCCAAUCCUUGGCCAAGGACUGGGAUGCAUGACCACCACUGGAAGCAGGGAGACAGGCAUGAGCUGGGAAAAUGUUACAAAGCAACUAGAUGUAAAGAGACUUCCAGUCACAGUACCACCCCAGGGUGCACAAACUGAAGCUCACUUCCCACCAAGGCAUAUCGGUCCACCAAAUCAGGCAGUGCCCCAUUCUGGACUGAUCCCUUUAAACCCUGUCAUUAGAGGAUCAGCUCCUAGACCCAGCCAGCCACACAUACCUCCACUUCCUGGGAUCAGCAGACUAAAUCAGUCCUCUCCCACACAGCAGGGGUGCAUGAGCACAUACGGAGGCACAGCACAAAGCCCUGGUGCCUAUCAGAACAACCGUGCAGGCCGCCUCACAUUUGAUUUUCUGCAGGAUGGGGAUAAUACAGUACCAGGGAUCAAUACCGACUCGGACUUCAUCGAUUCUCUGCUUAAGUCAGGUUCAGGCAAUGAUGACUGGAUGAAAGACAUAAACCUAGAAGAGAUUCUGGGUGGUCACUCAUGAACGAGAGACUCAGGAACACAAAUAAGAAUGAUGACUUUACUAUUUUGGUAUUUUACUAAGUGGUGAUUGAAGCUUUUAAAGAGCUUCAGGUUGUAUUUUAAAGCACCUAACAUAUAAGGGAUUGGCUUGAUGUCUUAAACUUAAGAUUCUGAAGAGAUAUCCAAUUAUCAUGACUUUUUUUUUCAUGUGGACAAAUGAUGUAUUGCAGGUGUCAUUAUACUAGAUUUAGCUUUUAAUCAUAUUAUCUAAUCUGUUAUAAAGAUCCAUGUUCACAGUAUUUAUGGUCUUCACAACAUGUUAUAUAACUAUACGCGUCCCUGUAAAAAUCAGCUGUAGUAAGCAUUGACAUAUUGCGAUACAAUGCAGCAAGCUGGUGCACUUGUGACUGUCACAUCCUGAAGAUUAGUUGUGAAUGGGGUAUUCAUUUUAUAUAGUUUGUUAUGCAACAUUAAUAAGACAAACAACUUUGUCAUUGAUGAUUUAUGGAACCUGUGUUGGCAAUCAAAGGAUAUAAUGGCGAAGAUGCUAUUUAUGAGCGUACACCCUGUUGUAAGAUCUUUGUGUGAGUCUAAAACAGUACGUCUUAGAAGCCCAUCUCUAAAACUGAAACCCAGGUACUUGCUCUGGGAAGAAAUCGAAAAUGCAUUCAACUCUAAUAUACAGUAUGUUUGUUUACUUGUUCAGGUAAACAAGAAAGACUUGGCACCAAAAUGUAGACUGAUCAUACAACUUUCACACUUGCUCUGCAGAGUUAAGUGGAUUCCCUUAUAUUCGGUUACAGAAAUAUUCCAAGCAGACAUUAAGUAUUAAAAAUGUCUCAAUAAGUCAUAUUGCUAAUAUUGUAUUUAUAAAUAUGUUUACUAUAUCUUGUGGGUUUUUUUGUAACACUAGUCUUUUCUAUAAUGAUCUAUAAGGCUGUAAUAAAUGUGCAUAUCCUG
This is a messenger RNA of Ictalurus furcatus (blue catfish), 4330 nucleotides long. Its product is annotated as mastermind-like protein 2. The transcript has 5 exons. The record is from RefSeq and is a predicted model, not a curated record. Gene Ontology annotation, cellular component: nuclear speck; nucleoplasm. Gene Ontology annotation, molecular function: transcription coactivator activity. Gene Ontology annotation, biological process: Notch signaling pathway; positive regulation of transcription of Notch receptor target. Bases 720 to 3392 code for a protein of 890 amino acids. Lineage: Eukaryota; Metazoa; Chordata; Actinopteri; Siluriformes; Ictaluridae.